AUGGCUUCUCCCGGCGGCGCCGCCCUGGUCAGUGCUGCUGUUCUUCUGGCGUGCCUCGGCGUGGGGGCCUUUUCUGCCGCCAGAGGACUCCAGCCCGUCUCGCCGGAUGGCGGCUACGGCGGUGGCGCUGGGCAUGGCGAGUCCCGUGGGCGGGGGCCGGAGGAAGGAGUUUUCACCUGUGAAGGCGGCUGCUAUGGCGGCUGCGGCAAUGGGGAAGAGCACGGGGCCGGGGUUGGCAAUGGCGGCGAGCUACGGCGAGUGUACAGCGGCCACGGCGGCUACAGCGCCGGAGCGGCGCAUGGAGAUGGCUACCACGGCGGGGGAGCCGUAGGAGGCACCAGCGCGAUCCCAGGCCGCCACGAGUCCACAGGCGGUGAGGGAAUCAACGGCGGCUUCGGAUAUGGCGUCGGCUGGGGAGGCGGCGAGGGGGCGGAAUGCGGCUGCGCCGCCCGCCGUGGGUCCGCCGGAGGCGACACUCCGUGA
Molecule: messenger RNA, 483 nt
Organism: Spirodela intermedia
Lineage: Eukaryota; Viridiplantae; Streptophyta; Magnoliopsida; Alismatales; Araceae
Source: the annotation of a GenBank genome assembly